AUAUUUACAUAUUUUUUUGUGUUACAUGUAAACAAAACAUUCCAUGUCUUAGAUAUUUAUGGAAUAUACUUAUAUGUCUGACAGAUUUUGAUAAAUAAAUAGAUUUUGUUUGCAUGCAAGGGCUCACAAUUAAAGAAGGUUUAUAAUUUUUGAUUAGCAAACCAUGUGCAAUUGCUCUUGCUCUUUUAGCCAAAACACAUGCAAUUUGCUUAAAUAAGAAGUUCGAACCUAGUGUGAACAAGAAAUGUCUCAGUUUAGGAGUGUAAACACUGUUCCCUGAGAAUGGAACGAGACGCUGCGUCAUAGUAUUAACGCGUUGGGAAUGCCUCUGCGUGAUUGCUUCUAAAGCACAUGUGUGAAAUCAGUCCAAUGGCGAAACAGAAUGUCACAGGUGGGUGACAUCAUGACCAGGAAAACAUAAAAGCACAUCUGGAAUGACCAGCGUUAACUUCUAAAGAGCCAGGGAUGCACAAAGUAUGGCAGGGCAACGCAAGGGUUGCAGUCGUAACCCGAGACAUUCCCUUUUCAAGGAAAUUUUAUUGACACUUUGGAAACUACAGUAUAAAACCCAAACUACCAUGCUUACAAGUGCCUGUCUGUGUGAAUACUGCAAGCACAACUAAGAGAAAAGCACCUGUAAACCUGGAGCAGAGCCCAAGUCCAAAUCAUGAAAUCGAAUGUGAGCUGAGAGGACCAGUCCGCUGCAUCACACAUAUUUUAUCAGUGCAAACUCAAGGCAUGUAGGGGACACCGACAGGGCCUGGAGGAAACGUGUCACCAACGGGUUUCUCCCCAGGGAUACACCACCCAAAGUGUUCCUUUGUGCUGGAGAAAGCACACUCGACAUCUCGAUGCCAAACCACCAUCUGCUCUGACUGAGCUAGGAUUAGGCAAUCGUCUAUAUAAUUUAACAUAUGGAUGCCCUGGAGCAAAGGAGCCAAGGCUGCUUCCACACAUUUUGUGAAAUUGUGGGGUGAUAAAGCUAGACCGAAGGGAAGAAUCCAAUAUUCAUAAGCUUCUCCCCCAAAAUUGAACCUCAGGAACUUCCUGUGAGGUGGAAGGAUGGAUAUGUGGAAGUAUGCAUGUUUGAGAUCUAUCGUGACAAACCAGUCCUUGGAUCUGAUUUGAGUCACAAUUUGCUUCAAAGUCAACAUUUUGAACUUGAGCUUCUUGACUGAAUGAUUCAAACUGCGCAGAUCUAAAAUUGGACGCAACCUCCCAUCCUUUUUUGGAAUGAUGAAGUACCAGCUGUAGAUCCCAGACUCUCUUAUGCCUGGUUCAGACUACACGAUUUUAGCCCGAAUCUGGCACGAUCCGUUUGACGUAAGUGUCGUAGGGAUUCGUAAACGACAAUGGAGGUCGGGACGCAAGAUUUGAUCGUUUCAUCUCGUAUAGUGUGUCAUAGUAUACGACAACCGAAACCGCGUCUGCGAUAGUUCACGACAACACGGCAGAAAGACUAGCAUGUUGAAUUUUUUUUGCGGUCCUUCACGACGGGUUCCGUCACAUGGGUGACGCUGACCAAUCGGAGCACAGACGCUUUUUGUACACAACUUUCAAACAUGGCGAAACGCAAGAGAGAUGAUGGUGCGGCUAGGUGGACUUAUGAAUUGGAGGAAAAGUUCGUGGAGCUGUGGCAACAGUACGGCUGCCUGUACGAUGUCACAGCGAGGGACUACCACGACAGGUUGAAAAAAGAAAAAUGCUGGAGAACGAUAGCGGAAGCCAUCAAGCAACCCGUUGGUGAGGUACAAACAAAAGCUGCUUCCCUCCGAACACAAUAUGGUAAAGUACUCCGUCCAAAGCCAAGUGGCAGUGGCGACAAAGAAUUAACUACCAGACAGAAAUGGAUUUUAAAUAACCUGCAGUUUCUACAACCAUUUGUUGUUCACCGUGUGUCUCAGUCUACACUGAAUUUGGAUGACUUAGAACAGAGCAUCACUGAUGAGGGUGGAGAAGACCAGGAGACAGAAGAGGAUGUGUGUGAGUCAUCCACCUCCACCUCCCACCACACAUCUACAUCUUCAACUCCACAAACCCCACUUGAAACCUCAUCAUCUCACCAUCAUCACAAGGUCACAAUCAAUCCUGAAAGGGCAAAUUACAAGGCCAAACAAAAAUCAAGAGACAAAUCAUCAGAUGAACUUGAAAUAGAGAAAGUUAACAUUCUUAAAAAUAUGUCUGAAUCACUAGUAGAUGCCAGUAAGGAUGUUGAUCAAACAUUUGGCAAACAGGUAGUGACCGAGAUGAAGCUGAUCAAAGACCCACUGACCAAAAUGAGAUUGCGUCGCAACAUCCUUAUGAUGUUAUAUGAUGCACAUGAGAAUGAGGCCAGAUUAGCAUUAGACCCCCCACGAGCUUUACGACCCCAAACAACUUGGCAGGGACACACAAAUUUUAAUCAACCCUACCAAAACACAUCCAAUCAUGUACCCUCUGCAACACCUCCAGUGAGCUAUCUCAGGGCAGUAGAAGAGGCAUAUGACCAGGAAAGAGACAGGAUGUAGGGUCAAGUCUUGAUCUGUUUUUGUUUUUUGUUUUCUGAUGGUGCUAGACUGCAGUCACAUUGUUGGUUUUGCUGUUUUUUGUUGGCACUUUAUCAGCCGUUGAUGUUUAUUCUGUUCUGCAAUAUUUGCAUAUUUAAAAAAGUGAAUAAAUUUUUUUGUAAAGAGUAAAGAAAAGAGAGUGUAAUUUAUUUUUAAUAAAAGUUUUUAAUAAGGAAAA
Molecule: messenger RNA, 2724 nt
Organism: Megalobrama amblycephala (Wuchang bream)
Lineage: Eukaryota; Metazoa; Chordata; Actinopteri; Cypriniformes; Xenocyprididae
Exons: 3
Coding region: 1563-2507 (314 amino acids)
Biological process (GO): regulation of transcription by RNA polymerase II
Cellular component (GO): transcription regulator complex; nucleus
Source: RefSeq, a predicted model, not a curated record